AUGUCCUUUAACUUUUCCAACUUCACCAAAGACUUGAAGUCUUUUGGCGACAAGCUCUCGACCGAGUUCAACAACGAGAUCUUGCCAUUGGCCCAGAGAACCAACAGAAUCGUACAAGAAAGAAUUGGUAAAGUCAACGUUGAUGAUAUCAGCCAGUUGCCCUCUGAGUAUUUGGACUUGGCUUCCAAGUGUAACCACAUCGAGCAAUUGUACAAGAACGUGCUCAAAAUCACAGCCAACUAUGAAAACGAAAGCUAUGACUAUCCCAGCAACGCCCAGGAGCUGUUUGCCGAGUUUGGCAAGAACAUUUCUACCAGAGUGUCUUCUUUGCUGAAGGCUACUACUCCAGCAGAAGCCCAGGCUGCCUUGAUUAAUCCUUCUACUGGCGAAUUCAAGCCUCCCAAGACAUUGUACCAUGCUUUAUCAAGAGCUACAGACGGUUCUGUUUUGACUGCUAGUGCAGCUCCUACCCAGGAUCCACUUAUUAAGGCUUUAGACUUGUAUUCGUCUAAUUUGAACAAGAUCGCCAACGCCCGUUUGGGCCAAGACCAGUUGAUCAAGUCCAAGUUCAACAAGCCAUUGACUACAACUUUGAGACAGUUAAUCUCGCAGAGCAACAACAUUCAGAAGAAAGUCGAUCAGAAGAGAAUCGACUACGAUUUGCUGAGAUCUGCUUUGGCUAGCUGUACUAACGCUGUGAAAGAGCCCCAGUUGAGAGUAGCCAUGGAAAACGCCGAAGAUGAGUUUGCCAACACCGUAGAAGACGCAAUUAACAUCAUGCAGAACGUUUUGGAAAACGCCAGACCUUUAGAAGAGUUCUUGGAGUUAAUCAGAGCCCAAUUGGCCUACCACAAGUUGGCUGCUGAGUUGUUGGGAGGAAUGGUUGGUCUGUUCGAAGAGUUGAUUGAUGAAAACGCUAAGUUGUCUGCUGGUGGACAAGCUAGUAGUAGAGAAUCUGGUGACUUUGAUAUCUGA
This is a messenger RNA of Scheffersomyces stipitis CBS 6054, 975 nucleotides long. RefSeq names its product Gvp36p. NCBI's taxonomy places the organism in Eukaryota, Fungi, Ascomycota, Pichiomycetes, Serinales, Debaryomycetaceae. The transcript has a single exon. The record is from RefSeq and is a predicted model, not a curated record. The coding region runs from base 1 to 975 and encodes 324 amino acids.